AUGAGGAUUCGAGGGACCCACGGGAGCACAAAGCUUUGGGGGACCCUGGUGUACCCCAGUGCCAUCGGGAGCCAGUGGGAGACACUCGGUGCUGCCUCCCCGGGAAGAAAACCCCUGGGGAGACUGGAGGCCGCCUCUGGGGUUUGGGAAUAUUUCCAUGCCUGGUGGUGCUCAGCAGUCCUGCUUUGGGCUGGGCUGAGCGGGGCUCUGGGCCUGAGCCUAAGCCCAGGGAGCUUUGUGUUAUUCUUGGAAAGUUUCGCACCACUUGUGAAUUCCUUGAACCUUGGCAUUGCGAGCCCACUUCUGUUGGGCCCUCCUCCUUUACAGCUUGCACAAAUUAAGACCCACUUGGCUCUUCAGCAAUUGACCUCAGUUGCUACCAACAGUUCUGCACCUCCCUAUGCUUGGUUCAGUCAGGCAUUUCUGAAAAGCGCAAUGUUUAGCCCGAGAGGAACUUUACCUCAGAGGCCGAGAGGACCGAAUCCGUCUGGCACCAAACCGGGAUCCUUUAGGGGAGGAGGUGCGGGAGGGCUUCAGCGAAAGCCGGGGCCCGGCACGCCGCAAGGGACCUCGCAGAGAUUUUCGGGCCAGGAAACGUUUCAGUGGACGGGUUCCCAGAGGAUAAACGUUCGGGUAACUCUGCAUAGGCCUGAUCCGAGGAAGGCGAAGGAGAAGACGAACCUGCACCAGGAGCAGAAGGCAGAGCCUCGCACGAGUCACUGGGAUAGCAGCCCCUGUGCAACUGGGACAACUGGGCAAAAGCUACCUGCCCCGGCACGGAUCUCGGAGCAGAAUUCUAAUGCCCAGAACCGCUACACGCCAGAAAGUGCUUCCAGCAUUUUAGCGAGUUUCGGACUGUCGAAUGAAGAUUUGGAGGAACUCAGUCGCUAUCCAGAUGAUCAGCUGACACCUGAAAACAUGCCGCUGAUCUUGCGAGAGAUCCGGAUCCGUAAGAUGGGUCAGGCCUUACCUGCUUUGCAUACUCAGAGCCGAGGAGAAGACACGAUCGGUGGCACGAGCGGUGCAGCAGUCAAGAGCAAAGUGAUUGAUUACGGGCACGCGAGCAAGUACAGUUACACCGAAGAUCCUCUUGAAGUGCACCCGUAUAAUCCUGAGGCGCUGCCCGAAGAGCCCCUCGAAACCCGCGUCUACAAUCCCGAAGCGUCGAGCGGCGAGAACAGGGAAGACUUCCAACGGGAGCAGAACCUGUCCGUGAGCGUCCCGCCGUCUAGCGUGGCGUGUAAUCCCGUGUUCCCAGUGGAAGAUUUGAUAAAACCCACAGGCUUCCAGAACGAUUCCUCCACUACUCGAUCGUUUUAUCCAGCUGAGGCGACGGGAAAGGUGUCCGGAUUGUGCGCGGCGCCUGCUGGCCUCCCCGUGGUGAAGCCUGUGGCCCAGGCUGCCAUCCCGCCCGUGCUGCCGCCCAUGCUGCCGCCCAUGCUGCCGCCCCUGGCGCAGCCCCUGAUGCCUCCUGUCAUGCCGCCUCUGGUCCAGCAGUCGAUGACCCAGCACGUGAUGCCGCCCAUCACCCAGCCGCCCUUCUCAGCUGAGCUCCUUGCAGCCAUCAGCCAGCACGAGCGAACGCAGCGGGAAGCGGGGACGAGCCAGCCCGGCGCCCCCAGCGCCUCGGGAGCGGGACAAAAGCCCUUCCAGCCGCAGGCUGAGGGGCCCAUUAAGUCUCCUUUCGGUGUUGUGAAAGCACCGUGUCUGCCAGUGUUUCCCCAGACUGAUACCCAGCACAUGAUGCCACCCAUGACCCAGCCGCCUUUUUCAGCUGAGCUCCUUGCAGCCAUCAGCCAGCACGAGCGAACGCAGCGGGAAGUGGGGACGAGCCAGCCCGGCGCCCCCAGCGCCUCGGGAGCGGGACAAAAACCCUUCCAGACACAGGCUGAGGGGCCCAUUAAGUCUCCUUUCGGUGUUGUGAAAGCAUCCUGGCUGCCAGUGUUUUCCCAGUCUGAUGCCCAGAAGAUAAAAAGAUUGCCCACUCCAUCAAUGAUGAAUGACUACUAUGCUACAUCUCCAAGAAUAUUUCCACAUAUGUGUUCUCUGUGUAACAUUGAAUGCACUCAUAUGAAGGACUGGAUUCUGCACCAGAACACUCCUUCUCACAUUGAAAGCUGCCGCCAGUUACGUCAACAAUACCCUGACUGGAACCCUGAGUCUCAUUCCUCAAAGAGGUCCCACCCCAGUUUGUUUUCCCUUCUGCUCGCAGACAGAAAGGCAGCUCUGGAGGCGGUGGUGAAAAGUUUGGGACCUGGCUUUGUAGCAGAGUUCAAUAAACAUAGGUCACUUCAGGCAGCCGGGCAAGGAUCGUCGGGGUCGGGGAAGUCCCCCUCUCAUGGACUCCUGAGGAAGGUGCCUGGAAGUACGAAGAAGCCACUGAAAACAACUGUUUCUGCAAAGGCUCCAAGGAAAGACGUGUCUUCUUUGCCUGGGUCAAGUUCUUCAUCUCCUGACACUGAUGAUUUACCCCAAAGCAAAGACAUGGAAGAGGACGAGGAAGACGGAUCCACAGGAACCAGCGGACUUCGUCCUACUUCUUAUAAUAGGCUGUUGAGAGAGGAAUUGCUGAGCUGUGGGACAGUCCUUCAAAUAUCAGAUUUACCAGACGAUGGCUUUUCAGAUCAAGAUAUUAAAAAAAUUGUUCAGCCAUUUGGCAAAGUUAGCGAUCUCAUUGUACUUCGCUCUAGAAAUGAGGCUUUCUUGGAAAUGAACUAUAAAGAAGCAGUGAUAGCAGCUGUGAAAUACAGUGAAACUGUGCCAGUGCUGGUCAAUGGGAAACGGGUGAAAAUCAGUGUAGCAGAGAAGCCAAAAGCAUCUGCUGGCCAGGCCAAAAUGACUGUCAAAAAAAGAGCCCAGAAUAUUAAGAAGGUUUCAUCAAGUACAAAAAAAGAUCAGAACACGGCCACUAAGAGAACUAAAUCCAUUCCAGGUAAAAAAGAAAGGACUAAGAAAUCGGCAAUGUCAGGAGAUAGUAAAAUCAAGAAAACUUCAAAACCGGCGGCCAAAUCCAUAGAUGAAGACCUUCAGCUCUCAGCAGAAGCCCAGAUGGAGGUUGGGGAAUCCAAGCUGUCAGAGCCGAAGGGUGGCACGGAAGGGGCCGGAGCUGCAGAGCCUGUGAAGGCAGCAGAGACUCAGGCCAAAGGAGUGUCUAAUCCUGCACCUCUGCUGGAGAAACUUGCACAGAUGCCUCAGGCGGCGGCGUUGGUCUUGGAUAAGUUUAAUGAAGCUUUAGUUGAUCAAGAAGCUACGAUAACAACUACAAAGAGCGAAGAAUCAACAGAACCUGCUGGCAAGGAACCUGAUGAUGUAUGUGUGGUUCUUAUUUCAAACUUGCCUGAGAAAGGAUAUUCUGUCGAGGAAGUUUCCAACCUAGCAAAGCCCUUUGGAGGACUGAGGGAUGUACUGAUUUUAUCAUCUCAUAAAAAGGCAUAUCUUGAAAUAAAUAGGAAAUCUGCGGAUUCCAUGGUUAAAUUUUACACCUGCUUUCCAAUGUCCCUGGAUGGAAAUCAGCUCUGCAUCAACAUGGUGCCUCAGUAUAAGACUGUAAAAGAUGAAGAAGCAAUAUUUACUGGUAUAAUUAAAGAUUCUGACCCUAAGGUAAAUACUGAAACUAUUCACAGUCAGUUUGUGCAUCUCGGGAACUUGCCAGAUGAUGGAUACAGAGAACUCGAAGCAGUUUGUGUGGGACUUCGAUUUGGAAAAGUAGAUCAUUAUGUUGUACUGAAGAAUAAAAACAAGGCCAUCCUGCAGCUGGACAGUGCCAAGUCUGCGCGCUCCAUGUACAGCUUCCUGAAGCAGUACCCGUACAACAUGGGUGAGCAUACCUUGACCUGUACGUUGUCACCCCACGGAGACUCUGCCGAGGCUGAAGUUGUGAAAAAAGAAGUGAAGAAAGAGGAACCGAGCAAAGGAAGCUCUGGCUUGAAAAAAUAUCCAGAGGGAUCAGGAGUGGUGCAAACAGCAGCUGCUAAUCCUCCAGUAGAGCCUAGUGUGGCAAAGAAAGAACCCCUUUCCAUCUCUCAUGUCAAAGACGAGAUGUCAGCAGGACAGAUAGAGCCCUCUGAGUCCCACCUGGAAAGAGCAGUAAGGGAGUCUGCUGCGAGACUGGCAGAAACGUCUGCGGAGAAGGCGGACGCUGGAGUUGAAGUUACUGUGGCACCUCUCAAAUCUGCUGAGAGCGAAUCGUCUGGGGCGAAGUCAGAAGAGCCGCCGCCUUCCCGCGUGGAGAAGGAAGAGGCGGUUAGAGAGAAUCCCAAGUCAGCGUUGUUUGAAUCUGCUGUUGUAUCUGCUCCAGAGAAGGAAAUUAAAGAGAAAGAGUUGUCUGCUCCUGCCGUUGAGCCUCCAGAAGAAGUGCCCGAGGUGGGCAGGGCACAGGCUGGGCCGUCAGGGCGUGCCGAGGAGCCGGCAGCGGGCGAUGCGGCGGGGCCCGUCCCCGCAGCGGGGCCUGUCCCCGAAGCUGUGCCCCCUGGUUCUGCUGCAGCUUCAGUGGAGAUGGCGUCACCUGCUCUCACACAACCAACCAACCCCGUGGAUGCUCCUGAAAAAAAUCCCGUUUCUGAUGCUGUGAAAACCAACCGUGAAAUGCCCGUAACGCAGAUAACGGAGAAGAAACCUGUCCUUAAAACUGGGGCGGCCCUGGAGAAGAACGUGGAUGACCCAGAGCUGAAACCAGAAGAGUCUGCACUCAGUGUUGGAAGAGCUGCGGAAGAGAACCCUGAAAAGUUUCUGGUCAAGACUGGGGCAGAGACAGAAGAGAAGCUUGAAAAAUCUGCGGCCAGCGUUGAGGCUGCUGUGGAAAACGCUGCAAAUACUGUCAGUGAGAACAACGAGGGAGGUUUAAUCAAAGCCCAUCUAAACAAAGGAACAGGACCAGCAGAAACCGAUGAGACCUGCAAAGCAGAUACGUUAAGCUCCUCUUUAUCUGUCAAGGAAUCUUCCUCUGUUGGUAAAACAAUUUUAAAGGCAGUGGUGUCUCUUCCAGAUAUCUCAAAGUCAAGGGUUCCAGUACAGAGAAAUGAGCCUUCCCUGUGUAAAGGAGGGGAGCAAAAAGCUCCUGAGACCCAAGGCCAAGCGUCAGCGGAGAAGAAAAUGACACCAAAAGAAGCGGCUCAUCCGAGAGCUGGUAGCGGCCGAUCGAGCCUGGGAGAUGGCGGCGACAAAUGUAAAGUGAGCAGAAGUGCUGUGGUUGAUGGAAAGGGAGGCAAUGGGAGGAAUUCAUCUCCGCAAGAGAAGGACUCGCGAGUGGAAUCUAGGGCUAGUUCAAAACAGUCUCAAGAGGGAGAGAGUAGAUCAUCCAGCACGAAGAGAGACAACAGCAGCAAUAAGGCUUCUGCCGGUGGCAACGCUAAGACUUCAAAAAGUGGCACUAGCAGCAGCGCCAAACAGAAGGAGGAAGAAGAGCUCUUUCCAUUCAACCUGGAUGAAUUCGUUACUGUGGAUGAGGUCAUAGAGGAAAUCGAGUCUCCCAUUAAAACACGACAAAACCCCCCCAGGGGAAAGAGAAAAGACGGUCCUAAAACGAACUUCUCUUCUGAGCCUAGUUCCAAGAGAAGGAAAGGGAAGAGCUCGGCAGCGCGCGUCGCUGAAAGUGAACUCUCUUUUGUCACUUUGGAUGAGAUCGGGGAGGAGGAGGAUGUGACUGCACAGCUCAUGGGAGUUGCUAAUUUAGAAGCCCUCAGUGACCCGCAGGGCCUGGUUGUGGUGGACGAAGUGAUGGAAGAGGAAGAACUUCUGUCAGAAGCAGUAAAGGACCCGCAGGCGCUCGUUACGUUGGAUGAGAUCGCGGAGCAGGAGGAGCCCCGUUCUCAGAAAGGUCUCCCCGGGGCCGGUUUUGAGGAGCAGGAUUUGAAAGCUGAACCCUUGGUGACGGUGGAUGAAAUCGGUGAAGUUGAGGAGCUGCCUCUGAAUGAGCCCGCGGACCUGAGCGCUGAGGAUGUGCUGAAACACAAGGAGGGGGAUAAGGUGGCUGCGGAGGACGCCGGGGAUGGUGCCUCCUCCCAGGUGCCCGAUGAUCCCAGCGCUCUUGUGACGGUCGAUGAAAUCCAAGAGGACAAUGAAGAUAACCCUCUCGUGACCUUGGAUGAAGUGAACGAAGAUGAAGAUGAUUUUCUGGCUGAUUUCAAUCGUCUGAAAGAGGAACUAAACUUUGUUACAGUAGAUGAAGUUGGAGAGGAGGAUGAGGAAGAAGAAAAUACUUCCCCAGGGAAAAAUCUGAACAAGGAUGAAGACGAUGAAGAUAUUGUUGCUGUUGCAGGACCAGAAGAGGAAGAAAUUGCUGCCAUUGCAGGACCAGAAGAGGAGGAUAUUGUUGCUGUUGCAGGACCAGAAGAAAUGGAAAUUCUAGGAGAUAUGAGUCCAGAAGAAGAAAUGAUUGCAGUCUCAAAGUCAAAAGUAGAUCAGCUGGGAUCAGCAGAUAAAGAACCGGAGCCUAAGCAGAAGAAAACGGCUUCGUCAGAUGUUUCCAAGCCACAGAGCACUCCAAAAGAUUUGGAUUACCUAGUGCCAAAGGCUGGCUUUUUCUGUCAGAUCUGCUCGCUGUUCUACGCAGAUGAAACCUCUGUCAAAAAUCACUGCAAGACGCUGCUUCAUCAGCAAAACAUGGAGAAAUUCAUGGCCCAGCAGAAGGAGGAGGAUAACGGUGGAGAAGAGCGGAGUUCAAGGUGAUCAGAGGGAAGAAGGAUUCUUUCAGUGAAUUAAACUUAGGGUCCAGUCAAUUUUGCGUAUUUUGUUAUGUUUUAAUUUGUAAUUUUGUUUCAGAAACAAGCAUUCAUGUUGUAUAAAUUUGAGCUCAGUAUAGACAGACCGAAAACAAACCAUAUGGUGGCUUUGAUUUGUAUAUCAAAUCAUCGGACUUGGAAGAGACUUCUUUUACAAGUGUCGACAAGAAAUAAAUGUUCUUACUGUAUAGUUACCACCGGG
Athene cunicularia (burrowing owl) is the source of this 6921-nucleotide messenger RNA. RefSeq names its product zinc finger protein 638 (gene ZNF638). The transcript is spliced from 26 exons. Gene Ontology annotation, cellular component: nucleus. The record is from RefSeq and is a predicted model, not a curated record. NCBI's taxonomy places the organism in Eukaryota, Metazoa, Chordata, Aves, Strigiformes, Strigidae. Bases 1 to 6666 code for a protein of 2221 amino acids. Gene Ontology annotation, biological process: regulation of RNA splicing; RNA splicing. Gene Ontology annotation, molecular function: mRNA binding; zinc ion binding.